This is a messenger RNA of Ascoidea rubescens DSM 1968, 360 nucleotides long. RefSeq lists its product as uncharacterized. The transcript has a single exon. The record is from RefSeq and is a predicted model, not a curated record. The coding region runs from base 71 to 325 and encodes 84 amino acids. NCBI's taxonomy places the organism in Eukaryota, Fungi, Ascomycota, Saccharomycetes, Ascoideales, Ascoideaceae.
CCAACAGGCCCCAGGCCUCCUACAGUUCCAGCAAAACCUGCAAACACAUCUGGAAGGUUGCUCGCCAACUAUGCUGCAAGAGCUCCUCUGCACAGAGGUUGCUGAACAUUACCUAUCAUGCUCUAAACCAUCUUCACCCAGCCAGUCCGGAGCCAGAACAGUCUGUGCUUCUGCUGGUGCACUGGAAACAGCACGAACAGCACUGGAAACACAUCUGGAAACACAACACUCUUGCCAGGCAGUGCAUCUCGUAGGGUCCUUCUCGUUCUGCAGCAGUGCAAACUUCGGUGGUUUAGGUUUGAUCUCUGCUAGCGAUCAACCAUAGGAGCACUUUAGCACCAAAAGAAUUGUCCUGCUGGU